ACAAAGUUCAUAUUUUAGGCUUAGAAGAUCAUGGGUCUGUUGAAGAGAAUAAUGUUGGCAAUAGAAACAGAUUGAAAAUCUCUUGUGAAAUCCUUCAAAAUGCUGGUGUAUCAACAAAUCAAACUCGUUAAGCUGAAGAGAGUUGUUUGGAUGACGUAAUCCUUGUUUUCCACGAGUGUCGUGGGACGAGUUGCUCAUGAGGAUCGUUUUGUUGAAGAAUGGAAGUCUUUUUCAGAGUUUCAUGAAAAUAAAAAAAAGGAAAAGUGAAAAUAAAGUUGUUGAAAUACGUGUCGGAGAUUGGUGAAUUAUCCAUAAGAGAGUCAAGAGAAAGUAAGUCCACUUCCUAAAGGUUGGUAUAUUUAUGCAGCAUACUUACAAUAGAUACAGUUGUUUGGUGUUGCUAUUUUAUUCACAUUGUGGAAUCUAGAAUUAUAAUAUUCUUGGACUUGUGAGACACGUAGAAACUAAAAUAUCAAUGUUUAGUUUAUUUUAGGCUUGCUGUUCGAAAUUUUAUACAUAUGGUUAGCCCAAAUGUUUUAUCGAAUAAUGUACACCUUAUGAAAAAUCUACAAGAAAACGGGGCUGUUUAAAUAAGUCCACUUUUAAAAGGGUUUAUUUAAAUUUUUUUUUUACUUUUUAUGGUUACAUAUGGUAACAAAUGAAUUGGUUACAUACAAACCCAUUGUGAGAAAAUGAGACAACAUUAUUCAUUAUCAAGAAUUGGUUUGCUAGUUCAACGACUGUCCAGCAUGAUUUCGGUUCAACACUACGAUAUGCAUAGUAAGCGGUCUCGCGGUAAGUUGACCCUGUUUUGCUGUAAAGAUGAAAAAUAUUACGCGUUGACUUGUUGCCACGUUGGUUAUGCACCUCAUAUGAGGUUGAAUGAUGACCUUCUUGCCAUUCAAGAUGAAAUUAGUAAAAACAAAAAAAGCAUUCAGCGUUUAUUGCAUGAAAAUAAAUAUACUUUCUCUGAUGAUGACGACAGAGUGGUUGGUCAUUUUUCUGACUUCUCUUAUAAUCCUGAAAUUGAUAUCAUGUCUAUCACUGUUGGCAAUAAAGAGGAUUUUCAGAAGCUUGUUGGUGAUGAAUUGGAAGAUGUUAAUUCAAACUUUGAUGACGUAUUUAGCAAAAUUCACAAAAGACUAAGCCAAGAGGAAUCUGUGAAAGUUCGCACAGCCACUGGGGCUGAGGGCUACUUGUGUGACCUUAUGUAUUCAGUUUUUGUUAAAAAACAUGUGAUUUUCCGUGAUGUUAUCAUGAUAAAAAGUGAUGAGUCAUUUCUUCAGGAUGGUGACGCUGGUGUUCUUGUUUAUUUUUUGGAUGAAAAAAAUAAUUGGCAACCGUUUGCGUAUGGUAUUGCAGAAUUAACUAAAAAUCACGGAGAGACCAGAGAUAUGUAUUAUAUCUGCUUGAGAUUAAACAUUGCCUUAAAAGCACUUGGCCUUCAGGGCGGUCAGUUUUUCAAACUGAGGAACAAUGGUGACACUCUAUCCGUUAGUGAUAAACACAUCGACGAUGACACUGCAUUGAACAUCACCAACCGUGACGACAAUGGUCGCACUGCCUCUUAUAAAGAGAAAGCUGACGAGAGAACAAAUCAAAAACAUGAACAAGCGACAUACACUUAUUCAAGCCAACUUGAAUUUGCUGAGAAAACGCACGACAAAAUACUCAAUCUGAAAAUUCUAGCCCUGAUCAAUGAAUAUCACAAUUUUGUUGGGUCGUCGCAAAAAUGGAAUUGCGUUGACAAAUCAGUGAUGCAUCGCGAAAAGUUUGAAAUGAUGCAAAAACAUUGGCUAGAACAUCCAGGUGAUAUUAGAAUUAAAGGCGAUGUACGUGUGAUUUUCAAGGAAAAGUUCUUGAUUGGCAAAGGAAGUGGUGGAACCGUUUAUCUUGGUUUGGGAAGGGAUGGUUAUGGAAAAGCUGUAAAAAAAAUCCCUAAAAAUAGCUGUCCCCAUCUUGCUCUACGGGAAAAGAAUGUUUUGAAUGAGCCAAAGGCAAAGAAGUCGAAGCAUGUUGUAAAGUAUUGGAACUUUGUAGAAGAGGAAGGAGAAGAUUUUGUCUAUUUGAUAUUAGACUUGUGCGAACAAAGUUUGACAAGUUUUGUUAAGUCUACUAGUUUAGAUAAACUUCACGAAGCCCUUCCUGAAAUCCUUAGACAAAUUUUAAAUGGAUUAUCUGAUCUUCAUAGUGGCCCAAGUUCAAUUCUUCAUCGAGAUUUAAAGCCUUCUAAUGUUCUUCAAGACGUGGAAGGCGAAUUUAUGAUAGCUGACUUUGGCAUUAGUCGAAUAUUGAAAAGUGGCGAUAACUCAACAUAUCAAAGCAGUCCUGGUACAGGCAGUUAUAGUUGGUCCGCUCCUGAAUCCUUGGGUGGUGGACGUUACAAGAAAGAGUCUGAUAUAAUGAGUGCAGGAAUGGUGGCUUAUUAUGUUGCAACAAAAGAGGAACAUGCUUUUGGCGCUGAAGAGAAUAGAUUGAAAAACUUGUUAAAUGGAAACCCUGUUGGCUUGAAGAAAAUCAAUGAUGUUCAACUUGAAGACCUUCUUUCAUGGAUGCUACAGCAUGAGCCUAAACUCAGGCCAUCAGCCAAAGCGGCGUUAAAACAUCCUUAUCUACGAUCCAAUGAGGAAACGUUUGACAUGCUGUGUGAAGUUGGGAACCAACCAGAGAUUAAAAAACAAAUAUGUCGAAAUUCAGAUGUUCGUAAGCAGUUGAAUCGUCGCUCAAAAUGGAUGAAACGUAUCGAUGAUGAAGUUUUGAAAGAUUUCAUAACAUUUGAAGUAAACAACAAAGAAAGAACUGUAACCUACAAGUCUUCAUGGGCAAGUUGUUUGAGAUUCAUACGUAACGUUGAUCAGCACUGGCGAGAUAAAUCUCGUUCACUUCUAUCGCCAUAUAUCAAGGAAGGCAACUAUAAAGAGUAUUUCAUGCAACGUUUUUCCGAACUUCCUCUACUGGUGCACAAAAUUAUUAGAUCGACUGACUGGAAAACAAGACGUAAAUUGCGAAACCAUUUUACCUGAAACAUAAAUCCUGUGAAAAUUGAAAGAAGUCAAUGGAAAGAAAUUUGAAGAUAUUAUUGCCAACCGUAAUCUUGAUGAAAAAUGAAGUAUCACAAACUUUUAACUAAUCAUGUGCCACUUUCUAAUUGUUAACUUGAGCAACGACCAAGAAAUUGAUUCAUAAAGUCAUAUCAAGGAUUAUUUGCAUGUAUUGUCACUGAAGUAUGGAUUAUUAAUAAACUUAAAUUCGAUCAUAUAUGCAUGUAAAGGUCUUAAUGAAUGUAGAACGUGAAUGCAUGAAAAGCAAUUAGGGAAAUGUUGUAUUAAUUAUAGUCGUAGAGCAUCUUGCAAAUAAAUGUAAUGUUUGUUAUAUACUUCGUCAUAAAAGUUGAAUAUG
Molecule: messenger RNA, 3399 nt
Organism: Xenia sp. Carnegie-2017
Lineage: Eukaryota; Metazoa; Cnidaria; Anthozoa; Malacalcyonacea; Xeniidae
Product: probable serine/threonine-protein kinase ireA
Exons: 8
Coding region: 693-3023 (776 amino acids)
Biological process (GO): intrinsic apoptotic signaling pathway in response to endoplasmic reticulum stress; mRNA processing; protein phosphorylation
Cellular component (GO): IRE1-TRAF2-ASK1 complex
Molecular function (GO): protein serine/threonine kinase activity; ATP binding; RNA endonuclease activity
Source: RefSeq, a predicted model, not a curated record